Phodopus roborovskii (desert hamster) is the source of this 5466-nucleotide messenger RNA. It is a transcript of the gene Celf1, whose product is annotated as CUGBP Elav-like family member 1. The record is from RefSeq and is a predicted model, not a curated record. Bases 250 to 1794 code for a protein of 514 amino acids. Gene Ontology annotation, cellular component: cytoplasm; nucleus; ribonucleoprotein complex. Gene Ontology annotation, molecular function: mRNA 3'-UTR binding. NCBI's taxonomy places the organism in Eukaryota, Metazoa, Chordata, Mammalia, Rodentia, Cricetidae. Gene Ontology annotation, biological process: mRNA splice site recognition; regulation of alternative mRNA splicing, via spliceosome. The transcript is spliced from 15 exons.
AAGUGCCGCCAUUUUGGGGUGUUCUGCUCUGGCGGCGGCGGCAGUGGCAGAGGCGGCGGCGGCGGGACGCGGAGGCUCCCACGGGACUCGGCCUCAGCAGCGAGGCGGCGGCGGCUGCGGAGGCGCAGGCAGCAGCUGAGGCAGCGGCAGGCUCAGGUGCAGCCGCUGGAAGCUAAAGCUGUGUGUAUUUGUGGAUCAGACAAGUGCAGCAAGUUAUUAUCAUUGGCUUCUGAAGGGGAGAGUGAGGUGAUGGCUGCGUUUAAGUUGGAUUUCCUUCCAGAAAUGAUGGUGGAUCAUUGCUCUUUGAAUUCCAGUCCUGUCUCAAAGAAAAUGAACGGCACCCUGGACCACCCAGACCAACCAGAUCUUGAUGCUAUCAAGAUGUUUGUGGGCCAGGUUCCCAGGACCUGGUCUGAGAAGGACUUAAGGGAGCUUUUUGAGCAGUAUGGUGCUGUCUAUGAAAUCAACAUCCUAAGGGAUAGGAGCCAAAACCCUCCUCAGAGCAAAGGGUGCUGUUUUGUUACAUUUUACACCCGCAAAGCUGCUUUAGAAGCUCAGAAUGCUCUUCACAACAUGAAGGUCCUUCCUGGGAUGCAUCACCCUAUACAGAUGAAACCUGCAGACAGUGAAAAGAACAACGCUGUGGAAGACAGGAAGCUGUUUAUUGGUAUGAUUUCCAAGAAGUGUACUGAAAAUGACAUCCGAGUCAUGUUCUCUUCAUUUGGACAGAUUGAAGAAUGCCGGAUAUUGCGGGGACCUGAUGGCUUGAGCCGAGGUUGUGCAUUUGUGACUUUUACAACAAGAACCAUGGCACAGACAGCUAUCAAAGCAAUGCACCAAGCACAAACCAUGGAGGGUUGCUCAUCUCCCAUGGUGGUAAAAUUUGCUGACACCCAGAAGGACAAAGAACAGAAGAGAAUGGCCCAGCAGCUCCAGCAGCAGAUGCAACAGAUCAGUGCAGCAUCUGUGUGGGGAAACCUGGCUAGUCUGAAUACUCUUGGGCCCCAGUACUUAGCACUUUAUUUGCAGCUCCUUCAGCAGACUGCCUCCUCUGGGAACCUCAACACCCUGAGCAGCCUCCACCCAAUGGGAGGGUUAAAUGCAAUGCAGCUACAGAAUUUGGCUGCACUAGCUGCUGCAGCUAGUGCAGCUCAGAACACACCAAGUGGUACCAAUGCCCUCACCACAUCCAGCAGCCCUCUCAGCGUACUCACUAGUUCAGCAGGGUCUUCACCGAGCUCCAGCAGCAGUAACUCUGUCAACCCCAUAGCCUCACUUGGAGCCCUGCAAACAUUAGCUGGAGCAACAGCUGGCCUCAAUGUUGGCUCUUUGGCAGGAAUGGCUGCAUUGAAUGGUGGUCUGGGCAGCAGUGGCCUUUCCAAUGGCACCGGGAGCACCAUGGAGGCCCUCACCCAGGCUUAUUCUGGUAUCCAGCAAUAUGCUGCUGCAGCACUCCCCACUCUGUACAACCAGAAUUUAUUGACACAGCAGAGUAUUGGUGCUGCUGGAAGCCAGAAGGAAGGUCCAGAGGGAGCCAACCUGUUCAUCUAUCACCUGCCCCAGGAGUUUGGAGACCAGGACCUGCUGCAGAUGUUUAUGCCCUUUGGGAAUGUCGUGUCUGCCAAGGUUUUCAUAGACAAGCAAACAAACUUGAGCAAGUGUUUUGGUUUUGUAAGUUAUGACAAUCCUGUCUCAGCUCAAGCUGCCAUCCAGUCCAUGAACGGCUUUCAGAUUGGAAUGAAGAGGCUUAAAGUACAGCUCAAACGUUCAAAGAAUGAUAGCAAGCCCUACUGAGCGUGCUCCCCUCUGAGACUGGAGAAGAUCUUCUGGCACAGCUUGCCCUGAAGACUCAGCUACUGCCUUCUGUGGGAGUGUCGCUUCGUACAGAGGACAAGUUUGUGCUUUGGUUUCCAGUGUUUUACUUUGGAGUUUAGGUGCCAUAUCCUGGGGUUUUUUUGUUUCGUUUCAUUUUUUUUUUUUUUUUUUUUUUGUUUGUUUGGUUUUUUUUUUUUCUCUUUUCCCUUUAUUUAAAGUUUGCUGUGUUUGUAACCAGUCUGUUGAGAAGGACCAACACCAAUCCAUCCUGAGGAAGAGGGAAAUGCUUUAAAAGAUAAUCAGAAUGUGCCCAAAACCACUGAGAGAGGACUGAACAGAACAGAAAGUUGAUCCUCCAAGUCUCUCUCCCUGAGUGCAAGGGUGGGUAAGGUCUAAGGAGCUACAGGGGCAGAGUGGAUGAGGUGGCUUGGCAUCUAGACCCCUUUAUAACUAGCGGCUUUCUGUGGAAAUGCUAAGCUUAUGCCACCUAUUUUUCUGAUUUUUGUCCUGGAUUUCUGCCCUUCUUUCCUAAAAGGGGGUCUGCAAGUCUCAGGAAAUAAAGCACUUCUUAAUUUAGUCUGAAAUAUGCAAAUAACAGGGUGAUACCCAUUACUAGCUAUCCCAGUCCACCAUUGGUAUUGUAUUGCCCUGCCUGGCUGGUGGUUGUUUGGGGGAAGCAGCCAAAGAGGUCAUUUCUUAGUUUAUUUCAGUGUGAAUUAGACCAUUGCCCAUUUCCAACAGUUUAUUUUGAAGAAAGUUUGUGACAGUUCACCACAGCAAGGAAUAUCGUCUCAUUCCCCAGACACAAUUUUUUCAUGAGGGCAGAUCUAAGAAGCGUUUGCAGCAUCUAGCAAACAAGGGUGCUGUUGACAGGCAGAGUGAUCAGUAGCCUUCUGGGAGAGAGGAGGGACCUGCUUCUUGAUGUACCUGAAUCAAGGUCUUUUCUGUAUUUGAGCAGAGCCUAGUAUUCAAGAAGGUUCAGAAGUACACUGUUGCCUCUUUGAUGAGGGUAUCCCAGAGAUUGUGUUUUUACAAAGGUCUGACAAGCCUCUCCUAGCCACUCUAGCCCCAUCUUCUGCCCUUGGAGACAGAAGAGAGUACAGGACGUUUACAGGCUUCAUAUGGUUUUUAGUGUUCAUUUACCUCAGUAUUAACUCAUGUCAUUUUGUUAUCAUGCUUACAGUUAGUUCCCUGCUGCCUUUCACCGGUCUUAACUCCAGUGUCCCACACAGCCUCUGGGCUCUGCUUUUGCUCUAAGAAAUACUGUUGAGAAUGUGCAUCUGAGCAGAGGUAGCCACAUAAGCAUAUGCUAUUGGCCACAGCCAGGGUUUGGGUUCCUAGGUCCUUGAAAGCAUAAACCUCACAAGUUAAAAACCUUGACUCCUAGCAGCAGAGAUUAGAAAAAGAAAGGGUUUAGCCUGUUUUUAAGUCAGAAGGGGACAUUUCUGCUUGUCAUGCUGUCCCUGUAGGUAACAUACAGGGAUGACCAUCUUGCUGUUGUACAGGUAGCUAUUGGUGUUGGAUUAUCCCAUUGAAGCUGGAACAGCUCUUCUCUGCUCAUAGUGAUAAGUUUGGUCUGUUGUCCUCUUAAAAAACAUGAAAUAAUACACUUCUUAAACUGAACCAUGUAAACUUGAAUUCUACGCAAUGGGAGAGAAGUGUUCUGUGUUUCAAGAUAAAACUGUUCUAAAGGCUUCCAGGGUAAUGAUGGGAUUUUUAAAAAUAAAUGCAAAAAAUAAAAAUUAAAAAAAGCUUAAAAAGGGAAAAAAAAAAAAAAAAGGAAAAAAAAAAAAAAGAAAUGCUAGGUUGGGCAGGCACUGUUCUGUCUGAAUCCCAACCAGCUGGAACCAAGAAUGUUGUUUCUAUUUUUAUAGAAGUUUUAUACAGCUCCGGGGUGGAGAAUAUUUAUUACCUAAAUUAUAUCUCUGGAAAAGGCCAGGAUUUUGUAGAAUCCAGAAUGUGAUUGUUGUACACACGGAGUGCUGUGUAUGAUUGAAACUACUGAUUUUCUGUGACCAUUUGCAGCCCAGGUAACCUGUCCAAGGGGAAGGCUAACAUUAAUGCUGUGAAUCGGCCGAGGCGAGAGCUGUGCUCCUUAGGGUGCUGCCACUGCUGUGCUCCCUAACCUUCUGUCCUGUCUUCCUCCUUGGCCAGAACACCACGUUCUUCCCUCUGUCUCCUGUUUUACCAUUUGUCCACAGAUUUGUCCUGUACUCUGGGACCUUUGGAAACCACCUUCCUAAUGAGAUUAGAGGCAAAGGUGUGACCCCCCCCCCCAACCUUUGAAACAGACCCCAUACUUUAUACCUACUUGUGGCUCUGAAAGGAACACUUGCCCCAGCAGAGCCAUGGUGUGCUCAGGCAGCCAGCCAGCUGGUGAGACCAUGUACUUCUGUUCUCCCCCUUUGCCCAGUACAUAAGCACAGCAAUAGCACUGUCCUUGAGCACAGUUCUCUCCCCAGGCCAAAGAUGGUUUUGUUGAAGAAGCUGCUCCCCUGUAAGUCUUGAUGUAAAAGGGCUCAGCUCAGAGUGGAGACUGAAGUGAAGUCUUAAGCAAUCCAUUCUGUUGUGUGGAGGUUUCACUUACAGUGUGUUUUCUGCUGUAGUUUGUUUCUUGAAUUAUAUCAUGCCAUUGAUUUGCCUUCACUGCAGCCCACCACUAUCUCCUGGGUUUCACAUGAGUGGCCAGGGCCAAUGUGGAAGCUUAGGGCUUGGAUUCUUGGGAACAAAGGGCCAUCCUAAGAUUGAGCAAGAAACUCUGGCCUUCUACCCUAAAUAAUCUCCCUUCCACUGUAGUCAGCAUCUUUUUGUUUCCUCUCCCCUCGGGUCUCACCAGGUAGUGGGAAAGCAGCUGAGGCCUUGCUUACCCCAGAGACUGUCUUGAUGUAGUAGGUGCUUUUCAGGAAAUCCAAGCCUUAGGUUCCCUUCUGUCUCUGGCAAUUGGAUGUUCUCUUGGUGUUCUCCAUGUCCUUUUGAACUUUUCCCUGUGUCCAUUGUUAGCAUGUGCAAACCUCCCUGUCAUUCCCCAUCCCUGCCCUUCCCCACCUCCUCAUUUCAGGGCUGCACACAGUGAGUGUCCUGUUCUCUCUCUGUUUGGAUGUAUUGCUCUGUGUAACUCAGUGGAUCUCCCUCUUUCUGGUUUGUUUUUUUUCUAGAUUCCUGCCGUUUGUUCAUCGUUGUGCCUAAAGCAUGUCGAUGUGGCGUCAAGUACAUCGUCCAAAUCCCUGUCUCUUCAGCUUCUCUGAUGCUUGAACUCUCACCUUUGACCUUGUGUUGACCUUUGAUGCUGAUGUGUAUUUUAUUAUGUUUGUUUCUUUCUUUGUUUUUUCUUUUUUCUUUCUUUUUUUUUUUUUCCCUUUUGUGCUGCCAAAAUUGGUUUUGCUAGAACGACUGCUGAAGGGAAAAAAUAUUUAAACUUGCAUUUGAAUAUAAAAAAAAAUCUAUUUUUCUAGAACUUCAUAAGAUAACCACUUGAUUUUGUGAUUCCAAUUCUUUGUAACUGUCUCAGAGCAGCCCUACUAGCACAUGCCGUGUGGUGUUUGUAUCCCUGUGAACACACAGCCAGUCCGCUUCCAGGCUUUGUUCCUCUGUGUGCUUAGUUUUAAAGACAACUUUGAAAUAAACAAUGAAAUAAACGAUGUCACUAAAAUC